AUGUAUUUGAUUACAAUAAUUUUUAUUUUUGUUUUUUUGUUUAUUGUUUUUGUUGAUUGUGGAAUAUUUCCAGCUUUACAAACAAAAAAUUAUUUAGGUAUUUUUAUUCAAGUUCCCUUCCAAAAAAUUUAUUUUUAUUUAUUUUUAGCCCCACCACAAUUAAAAACAUCCAUCAACAACAACAGCAAUCCCCACUCCUUUCCCUUCCCUUCUUUAAAAACAAAAAAUAACCCUCCAAAAAUAUUUUCUUUAAAAAUAAAUUCAUCAGAAACAAAAAAUAAAUUCAAAAAUUUAAAUAAAUUUCCUUCAAUUUUUCCAAAAAAUUUUAAAAAAUCAAAAAUUUCUUCUUCUUGUUGGAAUAAUAAUAAUUACCCUACAGAAGAAGAAGGAGAAGAUAAAGAAGACUAUCCCUCCCAUUCAUUUUUAAAUAAAUCUAAUAAAAUAGCCAAAAUACUUGUUUGGGAAUUUCAACUUUAUAAAUUAAAUGAGAAAUUGGAGGGGACAAAUGAUUGGGGACAACAAUUAAAUAAAGAAGAAAGAGCUAAUGUUAUUUUAAUUUCUGAAUUGUUUAGUUGGUUAACAUUAAAAGAACAUUUAAAUGUUAAUUUAAAAAAAGCUGUUGGAUUAUUAAUUGCUUUGAGGGAAAGUGACAGAAUUUUACAGAAUGCCAAUUUUCUUUGUAGUGUUUUUAAUUAUUUAAAAAGAAUUGAGGGGGAAAAGGAAGAAGAAAAAGAAUUACUUAAUCGGUGGACUUUGGAUGAAUUAAAAAUUAAUUUUUGGAAUGUUUUGGAAAUUGAGGAGGUUUUUAUUGGAAUUAUGUAUUUAGAGGAGAUAUUUAAAUAA
Molecule: messenger RNA, 843 nt
Organism: Meloidogyne enterolobii
Lineage: Eukaryota; Metazoa; Nematoda; Chromadorea; Rhabditida; Meloidogynidae
Source: the annotation of a GenBank genome assembly